GGCCGCGGGGCCUCCUCGGCCCGGGCGCCCGUAGUCUCGCGGGAAGGCGAGCGGCCGCUCUCCGCGUCGGCCGCAGGAAGGAUGGCUUUGAUGUCGGACACCGGGUGUCUUCUGGAAGCCAGCAGAACAGUCUGUGUGUGUGGACUCCGCUGACCCACUUGCUGGCACAUUUUACUUCUUUUUCUUUUUCUUUCUUUCUUUUUUUUUUUUUUGUGGGAGAGUUACUUCAAGUUGUGUUGGGAGCUGACGUGAGUGGAAGGCUGGUCAUGUGCUCUGGUGGUUGUGACAGGGCGGCCCACCCGCAGAUGCCGAGGACUGGCUUUUAAUCUUGGUGGUCACUGAGAGGGACAUUACUGGGGCCCAAGAGUCCCUGGACACUCACCACCAUGUCGGGAUCCACGCAGCCUGUGGCGCAGACGUGGAGGGCCGCUGAGCCCCGCUACCCGCCCCAUGGCAUUUCCUACCCCGUGCAGAUUGCCCGGCCCCACACGGACGUCGGGCUGCUCGAGUACCAGCACCACCCCCGUGACUACACCUCACACCUGUCGCCUGGCUCCAUCAUCCAGCCGCAGAGGAGGAGGCCCUCCCUGCUGUCUGAAUUUCAGCCUGGGAAUGAAAGGUCCCAGGAGCUUCACCUGCGACCUGAGUCCCACUCAUACCUGCCCGAGCUGGGCAAGUCAGAGAUGGAGUUCAUUGAGAGCAAGCGCCCUCGCCUGGAGCUGCUGCCUGACCCCCUGCUGCGGCCCUCACCCCUGCUGGCUGCGGGCCAGCCCGGGGCCUCUGAGGACCUGUCUAAGGAUCGCAGCCUGGCGGGCAAGCUGGAGCCUGUGUCUCCUCCCAGCCCGCCACACGCUGACCCUGAGCUGGAGCUGGUACCUCCGCGGCUCUCCAAGGAGGAGCUGAUCCAGAACAUGGACCGGGUGGACCGCGAGAUCACUAUGGUGGAGCAGCAGAUCUCCAAGCUGAAGAAGAAGCAGCAACAGCUGGAGGAGGAGGCUGCCAAACCCCCAGAGCCCGAGAAGCCGGUGUCGCCGCCACCCAUUGAGUCAAAGCAUCGCAGCCUGGUGCAGAUCAUCUACGACGAGAACCGGAAGAAGGCCGAAGCUGCACAUCGGAUUCUGGAAGGCCUGGGACCUCAGGUGGAGCUGCCAUUGUACAACCAGCCCUCUGACACCAGGCAGUAUCAUGAGAACAUCAAAAUAAACCAGGCGAUGCGGAAAAAGUUAAUCUUGUACUUCAAGAGGAGGAACCACGCUCGGAAACAAUGGGAACAAAAGUUCUGCCAGCGCUAUGACCAGCUCAUGGAAGCCUGGGAGAAGAAGGUGGAGCGCAUUGAGAACAACCCCCGGCGACGCGCCAAGGAGAGCAAGGUGCGCGAAUACUACGAGAAGCAGUUCCCUGAGAUCCGCAAGCAGCGCGAGCUGCAGGAACGCAUGCAGAGCAGGGUGGGCCAGCGGGGCAGCGGGCUCUCCAUGUCGGCUGCCCGCAGUGAGCACGAGGUGUCUGAGAUCAUCGAUGGCCUCUCAGAGCAGGAGAACCUGGAGAAGCAGAUGCGCCAGCUGGCUGUGAUCCCACCGAUGUUGUACGAUGCUGACCAGCAGCGCAUCAAGUUCAUCAACAUGAACGGGCUCAUGGAUGACCCCAUGAAGGUGUAUAAAGACCGCCAGGUCAUGAACAUGUGGAGCGAGCAGGAGAAGGAGACGUUCCGGGAGAAGUUCAUGCAGCACCCCAAGAACUUCGGCCUGAUCGCAUCGUUCCUGGAAAGAAAGACUGUGGCUGAGUGUGUCCUCUAUUACUACCUGACCAAGAAGAAUGAGAACUAUAAGAGCCUGGUGAGGAGGAGCUACCGGCGCCGCGGCAAGAGCCAGCAGCAGCAGCAGCAGCAACAGCAGCAGCAACAGCAGCAGCAGCAGCAGCAGCAGCAGCAGAUGCCCCGGAGCAGCCAGGAGGAGAAGGAGGAGAAGGAGAAGGACAAGGAGGCCGAGAAGGAGGAGGAGAAGCCCGAUGUGGAGAACGACAAGGAGGAGCUGAACAAGGAGAAGACGGAUGACACCUCUGGGGAGGACAACGAUGAGAAGGAAGCAGUGGCCUCCAAAGGCCGCAAAACUGCCAACAGCCAGGGAAGACGCAAAGGACGUAUCACCCGCUCCAUGGCCAAUGAGGCCAACAGUGAGGAGGCCAUCACCCCGCAACAGAGCGCUGAGCUGGCUUCAAUGGAAAUGAAUGAGAGUUCUCGCUGGACCGAAGAAGAAAUGGAGACAGCCAAGAAAGGUCUUCUGGAACACGGCCGGAACUGGUCGGCCAUCGCUCGGAUGGUGGGCUCCAAGACGGUGUCUCAGUGUAAGAACUUCUACUUCAACUACAAGAAGAGACAGAAUCUGGAUGAGAUCCUGCAGCAACACAAGCUGAAGAUGGAGAAGGAGAGGAAUGCACGGAGGAAGAAGAAGAAAGCCCCAGCUGCUGCCAGUGAGGAGGCUGCCUUCCCACCUGUGGUGGAGGACGAGGAGAUGGAGGCAUCGGGUGCGAGCGGGAAUGAGGAGGAGAUGGCAGAGGAGGCAGAAGCCACCGUCAACAACAGUUCUGACACAGAGAGUAUCCCCUCCCCCCGCACUGAGGCUGCCAAGGACACAGGACAGAAUGGGCCCAAGCCCCCGCCUGGCCCAGGCACUGAUGUGCUACCCCCUGAGCCACCCACCCCGCCGCCAGAGGACGCUCUGGUAUCCUCCGAGCCUGGCCCGGCCCCUGAAACCACCAGCCCGCCCACGCCUCCGCCAGCACCUGCAUCACCCACUGCACCCCCUCCCGUGGUCCCCAAGGAGGAGAAGGAGGAGGAGGAUGCUGCGGCUCCCCUGGUGGCGGAGGAGGAGGAACAGAAGCCCCCUGUGGCCCAAGAGAUGGCUGUGGACAUGGGCAAGACGGAAGAGCCUGGUGAGGCAUCCCCUGCAGAGCCCAUCAAGAGUGAAUGCAAAGAGGAGGCCACAGAGGAGGGGCCCGACAAGGGCAAGGGGGGCUCUGAGCCCAGCGCGGAGGUCGAGGCCACACCUGAGGGGGCCCUCAAAGUGGAGAAGAAAGAGGGCGGCGGCCCUGGGGGCAAAGCUCCCACAGCCAAGGGCGCCGGAGCCCCCCAGGACAGCGACUCCAGUGCCACCUGCAGUGCAGAUGAGGUGGACGAGCCCGAGGGGGGCGACAAGAACAGGCUGCUGUCACCGCGGCCCAGCCUCCUCACCCCGACCAGUGAUGCCAGGGCCAAUGCCUCACCCCAGAAGCCUCUGGACCUGAAGCAGCUGAAGCAGCGGGCAGCUGCCAUACCCCCAAUUCAGGUCACCAAAGUCCACGAGCCCCCCCGGGAGGAUGCAGCUCCCCCUGCUCUGCCACCACCACAGCCCUUGCAGCCAGAGAACGACACCCCCCAGCAGCCCAGCAGCAGCCCUCGAGGCAAAAGCAGGAGCCCUGUGCCUCCUACCGACAAGGAGGCAGAGAAGCCUGUGUUCUUCCCGGCCUUUGCACCCGAGGGCCAGAAGCUGCCCACGGAGGCCCCAUGCUGGACGUCAGGCCUGCCCUUCCCUGUGCCCCCUCGUGAGGUGAUCAAGGCCUCCCCGCACACCCCUGACCCUUCGGCCUUCUCCUACGCCCCACCUGGUCACCCACUGCCUCUGGGCCUCCACGACAGUGUCCGGCCCGUCCUGCCACGCCCACCCACCAUCUCCAACCCGCCGCCCCUCAUCUCCUCUACUAAGCACCCCAGCGUCCUUGAGAGGCAGAUGAGUGCUAUCUCCCAGGGAAUGUCAGUGCAGCUCCAUGUCCCAUACUCCGAGCACGCCAAGGCUCCUGUGGGCCCCAUCACCAUGGGGCUGCCCCUCGCCAUGGACCCCAAGAAGCUGGCGCCCUUCAGCGGAGUGAAGCAGGAGCAGCUGUCCCCACGGGGCCAGGCUGGGCCACCGGAGAGCCUGGGGGUACCCACAGCCCAGGAGACGUCUGUGCUGAGAGGGACGUCCCUGGGCUCGGUUCCAGGAGGAAGUAUCACCAAGGGCAUUCCCAGCACGCGGGUGCCUCCUGAGAGCCCCAUCACGUACCGCGGCUCCAUCACCCACGGCACUCCAGCCGAUGUCCUGUAUAAAGGCACCAUCACCAGGAUCAUCGGUGAAGACAGCCCCAGUCGCCUGGACCGCAGCCGGGAGGACAGCCUGCCUAAGGGCCACGUCAUCUACGAGGGCAAGAAGGGCCACGUCUUGUCCUACGAGGGUGGCAUGUCGGUGUCCCAAUGCUCCAAGGAGGAUGGCAGGAGCAGCUCAGGACCUCCCCACGAAACCGCUGCCCCCAAGCGCACCUACGACAUGAUGGAGGGCCGUGUCAGCAGGGCCAUCUCCUCAGCCAGCAUUGAAGGUCUCAUGGGCCGUGCCAUCCCACCUGAGCGACACAGCCCCCACCAUCUCAAAGAGCAGCACCAUAUCCGAGGCUCCAUCACACAAGGGAUUCCACGGUCCUACGUGGAGGCCCAGGAAGACUACCUCCGCCGGGAGGCCAAGCUCCUGAAGCGCGAGGGCACGCCGCCCCCUCCGCCCCCACCCCCGCGAGACCUGGCUGAGGCCUACAAGGCCCGACCCCUGGAGGCCCUGGGGCCCCUGAAGCUGAAGCCGGCCCAUGAAGGGCUGGUGGCCACGGUGAAGGAGGCCGGUCGCUCCAUCCAUGAGAUCCCACGGGAGGAGUUGCGGCGCACGCCUGAGCUGCCCCUGGCCCCGAGGCCGCUCAAGGAGGGCUCCAUCACACAGGGCACCCCGCUCAAGUAUGACACUGGCACAUCCUCUGCCGGCUCCAAAAAGCAUGACGUGCGCUCCAUCAUCGGCAGCCCUGGCCGCACAUUCCCACCCGUGCACCCACUGGAUGUGAUGGCUGAUGCCCGGGCACUGGAGCGUGCCUGCUAUGAGGAGAGCCUGAAGAGCCGGCCGGGGGCGGCUGGCAGCUCAGGGGGCUCCAUCACCCGGGGGGCUCCAGUCAUCGUGCCCGAGCUGGGCAAGCCACGCCAGAGCCCCCUGACCUAUGAGGAGCACGGGGCACCCUUUGCUGGCCACCUGCCACGCGGCUCGCCUGUGACCACGCGGGAGCCCACCCCACGCCUACAGGAGGGCAGCCUCUCAUCUAGCAAGGCAUCGCAGGACCGGAAGUUGACGUCGACGCCCCGUGAGAUUGCCAAGUCCCCCCACAGCGCCGUUCCUGAGCACCAUCCCCACCCCAUCUCGCCCUAUGAGCACCUGCUUCGGGGUGUGAGUGGCGUGGACCUAUACCGCGGCCACAUCCCUCUGGCCUUCGAUCCCACCUCCAUACCCCGCGGAAUCCCUCUUGAUGCAGCCGCUGCCUAUUACCUGCCCCGACACUUGGCCCCCAACCCUACCUACCCGCACCUGUACCCACCGUACCUCAUCCGAGGCUACCCUGACACGGCAGCGCUGGAGAACCGUCAGACAAUCAUCAACGAUUACAUCACCUCACAGCAGAUGCACCACAAUGCGGCCACCGCCAUGGCCCAGCGAGCUGACAUGCUAAGGGGCCUCUCACCCCGCGAGUCCUCACUGGCUCUCAACUAUGCCGCCGGACCUCGAGGCAUCAUCGACCUGUCCCAAGUGCCACAUCUACCUGUGCUGGUUCCUCCGACACCAGGCACACCCGCCACCGCCAUGGACCGUCUCGCCUACCUCCCCACAGCACCCCAACACUUCAGCAGCCGACUUAGCAGCUCCCCACUUUCCCCAGGAGGUCCCACUCACUUGACAAAACCCUCUGCCACCUCCUCGUCUGAGAGGGAGCGGGAGCGAGAUCGAGAUCGGGAGCGUGAACGGGAGCGUGAGAAGUCCAUCCUCACAUCCACAACCACAGUGGAGCAUGCGCCCAUCUGGAGACCUGGUACAGAGCAGAGCAGCGGCAGCAGUGGCAGCGGGGGUGGGGGCAGCAGCAGCGGUGGCAGCCGCCCCGCCUCCCACUCCCACUCCCACCAGCACUCGCCCAUCUCACCCCGGACCCAGGACGCCAUCCAGCAGAGACCCAGCGUGCUACACAACACGGGCAUGAAGGGCAUCAUCACCUCCGUGGAGCCUAGCACACCCACGGUCCUGAGGUGGGCCAGGUCCACCUCCACCUCCUCGCCUGUCCGCCCGGCUGCCACAUUCCCACCCACCACCCACUGUCCACUGGGCAGCACCCUCGACGGGGUCUACCCCACCCUCAUGGAGCCCGUCUUGCCGCCCAAGGAGGCCCCAAGGGUUGCACGGCCCGAGCGGCCCCGGGCAGACGCUGGCCACGCCUUCCUUGCCAAGCCUCAGGCCCGCAUCGGGCUGGAGCCUGCCUCCCCCCCCAGCAAGGGCUCCGAGCCGCGGCCCCUGGCACCCCCCGGCUCCAGUCACUCGGCCAUCGCCCGCACCCCAGCAAAGAGCCUCGCACCCCACCACGCCGGCCCGGACCAGCCUGCGCCGCCCACCUCGGCCACGGACCUGCAUCGGGAAAAGACUCAAAGUAAACCCUUUUCCAUCCAGGAACUGGAGCUCCGUUCUCUGGGUUACCAUGGUGGCAGCUACAGCCCCGACGGAGUGGAGCCCAUAAGCCCUGUGAGUUCACCCAGCCUGACGCACGACAAGGGGCUCCCCAAGCAUCUCGAGGAGCUUGACAAGAGUCACCUGGAGGGGGACCUGCGGCACAAGCAGCCAGGCCCCGGGAAGCUCAGCGGUGAGGCUGCACACCUUUCACACCUACGGCCACUGCCUGAGAGCCAGUCCUCGUCCAGCCCGCUGCUCCAGACCACCCCAGGGGUCAAAGGUCACCAGAGGGUGGUCACCCUGGCACAGCACAUCAGUGAGGUCAUCACACAGGAUUACACGCGGCACCAUCCACAGCAGCUCAACGCGCCCCUCCCUGCCCCCCUCUACUCCUUCCCUGGAGCCAGCUGCCCGGUCCUGGACCUGCGCCGCCCACCCAGCGACCUCUACCUCCCACCCCCAGACCAUGGCGCCCCAGCUCGUGGCUCACCCCACAGUGAAGGGGGCAAAAGGUCUCCAGAGCCAAGCAAGACGUCAGCCCUGGGCAGCAGCGAGGAUGCUAUCGAACCCGUGUCCCCACCAGAGGGCUUGGCAGAGCCCGGGCAUCCCCGAAGCACCAUGUACCCGCUGCUGUACCGGGAUGGGGAGCAGGCCGAGACCAGCAGGAUGGGCUCCAAGUCCCCAGGCAACACCAGCCAGCCACCCGCCUUCUUCAGCAAACUGACUGAGAGCAACUCUGCCAUGGUCAAAUCUAAAAAACAGGAGAUCAACAAGAAGCUGAACACUCACAACCGGAAUGAGCCCGAGUACAAUAUCGGCCAGCCUGGGACGGAGAUCUUCAACAUGCCUGCCAUCACCGGAGCAGGCCUUAUGACCUGCAGAAGCCAGGCGGUGCAGGAGCAUGCCAGCACCAACAUGGGGCUGGAGGCCAUUAUUAGAAAGGCGCUCAUGGGUAAAUAUGAUCAGUGGGAGGAGCCCCCGCUCAGCGCCAAUGCUUUUAACCCUCUGAAUGCCAGUGCCAGCCUGCCCGCUGCUAUACCCAUAACCGCUGCUGACGGACGGAGCGAACACGCACUCACCUCGCCAGGUGGUGGUGGAAAGGCCAAAGUCUCUGGCAGACCCAGCAGCCGAAAAGCCAAGUCCCCAGCCCCGGGCCUGGCAUCUGGGGACCGGCCGCCCUCCGUGUCCUCGGUACACUCGGAGGGGGACUGCAACCGCCGGACCCCGCUCACCAACCGCGUGUGGGAGGACCGGCCUUCAUCGGCAGGUUCCACACCAUUUCCUUACAACCCCCUGAUCAUGCGGCUCCAGGCGGGUGUCAUGGCCUCCCCACCCCCACCUGGCCUCCCUGCAGGCAGCGGGCCCCUUGCCGGCCCCCACCAUGCCUGGGACGAGGAGCCCAAGCCGCUGCUCUGCUCUCAGUACGAGACGCUCUCCGACAGCGAGUGACUGUCAGAACGGGGUGGGGGGCGGCACCGGGACCCAGCGAGUGGCCAGAACAGCGGGGCAAGGAGUGGGGCAGCCGCCGACUUCCCCCACUGAGGAAGGAGCCCCUGAGUCUGCCUGCGCGCCCGUCCGUCCGUCCAGAGCUGGCAUCCUUGCCUGUCUAAAGCCUUAACUACGACUCCCGCCCCGGGCUGGUCCUGUGCAGUGACCUUACUCAGGGGAUGUUUACCUGGUGCUCGGGAGGGGAGGGGCCAGGGAGGGGGCGCGGUGGUGUGUGGUGGCCACACGCACGCAGCCGGGGCGGCCAGGGACCCAAAGCAGGAUGACCACGCACCUCCCACGCCACUGCCUCCCCCCUUAUCACAUUUGGAACCAAAGUCUAAACUGAGCUAGCAGCCCCCGCACCCUCCCUUGUCCCCAUUCCGCUUCUCGCUCUGGACAGACGGACACGGGCCCUGUUCAGCCCCCCACGCUCUUGUCCCGGGCUCCACGGACUGCCCCAGUCAACAAGACUGCCGGAAACCCAGUUGGGCCGGAUGGGCGGGCGAAAGGGUGCGGUCUGGGGCGAGCGGACGCUCCGAGGAACUGGACUAUCUCACACAGCGUCGCCGCAGCGGUGGGUGGGAAGGAAAGGCAGGUGUAAAUGAUGUAUUGGUUUACAGGGUAUAUUUUUGAUACCUUCAAUGAAUUAAUUCAGAUGUUUUACGCAAGGAAGGACUUUACCCAGUAUUAUUGCUGCUGUGCUUUCGAUCUCUGCUUAUCGUUCAAGAGGCGUGUGCAGGCCGCCAGGCAGUGAGCCCAUCGGCCACAGGCCUGGGGGGCGGGGCUGCGGCUCGUGAGCACCCUGCGCCCUCCCUCCUUCCCUUCCUUGGGCAGAAUAAACUUGAUGGGUAUUCUGUGACCGCCACCUGCGCACGGCGGUGGCGUUCUGUCAUUUACACACAUUGUUCUCAUUAAAAAGCGAAUUAUACUCAA
Molecule: messenger RNA, 8945 nt
Organism: Nyctereutes procyonoides (raccoon dog)
Lineage: Eukaryota; Metazoa; Chordata; Mammalia; Carnivora; Canidae
Gene: NCOR2
Product: nuclear receptor corepressor 2
Exons: 47
Coding region: 387-7973 (2528 amino acids)
Biological process (GO): negative regulation of transcription by RNA polymerase II
Molecular function (GO): transcription corepressor activity
Source: RefSeq, a predicted model, not a curated record